Messenger RNA from Brugia pahangi, 240 nucleotides. The record is from the annotation of a GenBank genome assembly. Lineage: Eukaryota; Metazoa; Nematoda; Chromadorea; Rhabditida; Onchocercidae.
AUGCACCGUACUGAAAUCAAUGUCAAUGUCCGUCUUGGUGUGUCAUCCUUUCUCAGUCUUCACAUGUCUAAUAUAUCAUUACAUAUGUUCGGUGUAAGACCGGACGAUGAACUUCAAUCUCCCAGUCACGCUAUACUGAUUGAACCCAAGCACUGUUAUGACUCUAAUGACCAGGCUACUGCUCCAGAAACUACGCUAGCUACCUACUGGGUUUACAUUAUGGAUGCGACUAGUACAUAA